AAAGUAAUUUUCCUAUUUUUAUUACGCAACAAGAUUAUUGUAAAUUCAACAACGCAAGGACGGCACCAUUACCAUUUCAAAAUCUAGAGUUCUCUGUUCUGUUAUUAUUGAAUCAUCAAAGUGUAGCCAUUGUUGAAAAUAUUUAACAACUUUCUCCCUCAAGAUUCAUCAAAUGAUUAAGCUCCUAUAAUUCUCCUACGUCAAGUCAAAAUACCUUCAUAAACACCUUCUUUAAACUCCACCCCCAUUUUUUCACCAAACAUUUCAGAAAGAGACUCACACACACUUGCAACCCCACCUUCCUCUUCAAGGACACUAAUUUAAUUCACCACUUUAUCUACUUUGUACCUCACUUUUCUAACUCUCAGCACAAAGUUAGUUUGAAAAGGAAUCCUACCAACACCCCAUUUACCUUGGACUAUCCAACUUAACUUACUUCCACUUUUGUCCAUUCUCAUACCUCAAACUAAGCAAAAACAGAGUCCUCUGUUACACUCUGUUUCACUCUGUUUCACUCUGUUUUCUUUUCUCCCUCUAUAUAUUCUACCCCUCUUUCUUUACGUUAACCAACUUUCCAGGUUCAUGUCUUCCACAAAGAAAAGCCUUCUCAGAACCGUGUUCACAGCAAACGGAAGCUGUGGUUGUAGCAAAUCAAAAGCCUCUGAAGUGCAUGAACCGACUCCCAAACCCAAAAUCUCUCGUAACACUCAUCAAAAGCCAAACAACCUUAGCAGUAAGGCCUCUUCCACCACUUCAAUGGAACACGUAGAUGAAGAAGAGUUCACCUCGACCACAGUAUCCGAAUCCGAGACUCUUCAUGAUCCCAACAACAUCAACAACAACGACAACGUUGGACUCAAACGAAGCCCUCUUGUGGACAGUGUGGCCAUCGAGAAGGACUCUUCCAACCCGUAUCAUGAUUUCCGACACUCCAUGCUCCAAAUGAUCUUUGAGAAAGAGAUCGAGUCCGAGGACGAUCUUCAAGAUCUUCUGCAGUGCUUUCUUCACCUGAAUGCACCAUGUCACCACCACGUCAUCGUCAAAGCCUUCAACGCCAUCUGCGAAGAAGCUUUUCCUCGCAACGUUCGCACCACUCCGGCUGCGUCUGAACCUUCUCCCUCUCGCCGGAGCCCUCGCCGGAGCCCCCUUCAAAAGAGCAAGUGAUCAUGACCACACCGGAGUGAGAAAGAGUAAAUCUAGAUGACAGAUUAAAAGUUAUUUAAUGAUUAUUGGAUUCAAAAGCAGAACUGUUUCCGAAAGUUACUCUCGUGAAAACUUUCCACUUUGUAUCCAAUAGACUUCAUAGUUCUUAAGAAAGUUACAUGAUUUGUGAUUUAA
Molecule: messenger RNA, 1338 nt
Organism: Vigna unguiculata (cowpea)
Lineage: Eukaryota; Viridiplantae; Streptophyta; Magnoliopsida; Fabales; Fabaceae
Biological process (GO): negative regulation of DNA-templated transcription
Source: RefSeq, a predicted model, not a curated record